AUGACUGGCCUUCAGGAACGCAACAAGUGGCUGCAUCCACGCAAUCUCCAGCUCAACGACUUCGUCCUCGUCCACGAGGACAACGUGCCGCCGCAGCAGUGGGUAAUCGGACGUGUCGUCACAACCGUCGAAGGCCAAGAUGGCAAGCCGCAAAUACUCGAAGGGCGUGAAAAGCAUACGGAUGGCGGUGGUGCCCCGCAACUAUCCAGCGGAGGCUCUGGGGUCAGAAGAACAGACGGCCUGGUAAAUGCCCUAUUCGUGGGCGAUGAAUACACUGGCUACUUUAACGGCGUCUGCUUCAAAGGAGGUAUGCUGCUGGUCGACUGUCAGGAUCAGAAGUCGGCCACCUGGCUAACGGAAGUGGCGCCAAGGCUAGAGGGCUGGAAGGGUCUGCUCCUCUGUUUAAAGAGAGGCGAAGAAAUACCGCAUACUUUCCAGGAGAGACGGCUACAAAACCCGCCCCCCCUCGAUACUCAGUCUUGUGGAGUACUGCAAAACAAACAAACUCCCCCGACUCUGGGAUGCGAUGCCAACGCGCAUCACACGGAAUGGGGCAGCACAGACUGCAACGAGAGGGGUGAGGCACUUCUUGAAUUUGUAAUAAGCAAAAAUAUGAGCCUAGAAAAUGUGGGCUCUGAGCCCACAUUCGUAACUAAUGUUUGUAAAGAGGUUCUGGACAUUACAUUAGGUAAUGACGUGAUGAUCGGACUGGUCUCGCAUUUGCGGGGGUGGAAGUCGAGAACCGAGCUCCGACACGUACAUAUUCCUAGGAACACGAACUGGGAUAUUUUCAAAGAGACUUUGAGCAAAAAUAUAAGCGGAGUGGAGCAGGCAGGUCGUAAGUCCACUACAGCUGGACUGGAGAGCAGACUGAGUGCCAUAAACCAGUCCAUAAUGGACGCCUAUCACUGUGCCUGUCCGCUAAGAGCGACUACCAGUAAACAAAUCUGUUCCUGGUGGUCUAGAAAACUUUCGGCACUCAGACAUAGGGUACCAAGGCUAUUCAAUAAAGCCAAGCGCACAGGCGACUGGGAGGAAUACAAGCAGAACCUAACAACCUACAACAAGGAGCUUAAGCUUGCAAAGACAAAUAGUUUUAGGAAAUUUUAUGACAGCGUCUCCUCGACCCCUGAGGCAGCUCAGCUGCUCAAGGCGUUGUCGAGAGGUAAGACAGACACUGUACUAUCCAUAAAAAGACAGGACGGGAUCUAUACGACCAGCGCGGAAGAGAGGGCAGAAACACUCCUACAAGCACACUUUCCGGAGACGGUUCAGGCUGACCUAACUCCAGCAUCAGUCACACGUAGGCCAGAUCGCUUGGACUGGCUGAUUGCAAAGAAUCUGUUCACUGUAGAUUCAGUCAAGUGGGCACUGGCCUCCUUUUCGAGAUACAAGUCACCGGGAGUAGAUGGCGUCUUCCCAGCCCUUUUGCAGCAAGGUAUGGAUAUUCUCCUGCCACACCUGCUAGGGCUGAUGAGAGACAGCUUGGCGUUGUCAUAUAUCUCAGAGCCAUGGAUAAUUGCAAAAGUAAUCAUUAUCACCAAAGUAGGUAGGAGAGACUAUUCGUUAGCCAAAUCAUUCCGGCCUAAAAGUCUCACACCCUUCAUGCUAAAGGGGAUGGAGAAAGUAAUAGAUAACCACAUCAGAUCGGAAGCGUUGAAGAUCGCACCCCUACAUGCCAGACAGCACGCGUACAGAGCGGGAAGAUCCACUUACACUGCUCUGUACCAACCCACGUCUGAGUUGCAGGAUUCGCUGGAUAACGGCGAGGUAGCGAUUUGCGCCUUCCUGGACAUUAAGGGUACUUUUGAUAACGCGUCUCACACUAGCGUGAUCAAGGCACUGGAGGGUAGGAAUGUAACAGCUCCG
Bactrocera neohumeralis is the source of this 1869-nucleotide messenger RNA. RefSeq lists its product as uncharacterized. The annotation marks the transcript as partial. The transcript has 3 exons. Lineage: Eukaryota; Metazoa; Arthropoda; Insecta; Diptera; Tephritidae. The record is from RefSeq and is a predicted model, not a curated record. Gene Ontology annotation, molecular function: catalytic activity.